CGGCCAACGUCUCAGUAGAGCCGAUGGUUUGAUGCUGAAAACUACACUGCUCCUGCUAUCGUUUUUAUCGUGUGUAAGAAAGAAAAGUUGUAUGACGCUACCUGAAAUAUAUAGAGUUGAUCCCGUAAACUUCCCAGGAUGUCCUCAAGAGGGAAAGCGAUUUUGCCGCGGAAGUUUCCAUGGCGAACAUUUUACAACUAGAGUGUACGAAAACAUUACUUUGAUCGCACUAAACCAACGAAGCAGACUUCAAAAUCUCGCAACGCUGUAUCCAAUACCACGAACAAUAGUGGAGACCAGAGCAAGCGAGAGGGCCACUGCGGCAACCACCACUGAAAUAACGGCGACAACAACUGACCACGUUUACAAAAACUACGAUAAUGCCUAUGCGCAAAUCACAUACCGCAUCGACUGCAACCUCGAAGAAGACAACCAAAGGGGCAGUGUGGCAGUAUACUUUUUGAUACCUGCGGGAGUCAUUAUUCUUCUUGCUGCGAGCGCUGCAGCGUUUGUAUUAGCAAAGCGAAGAAGAAAAUCAAAACAAGCCGUCAUAAGUGAACCAGAACCAAAAUCGGCGUCUAAAGCUCUAAAGCCAAGCGAAUCGAAGGAAACUAGGAAAGCUCUGCCGAAAAAGAAGGCAUCCGUGCCAAAGAAGCCAACACCUGCCACUAAACAGAUGAUAAAACAGCCUGCGAAACAACCUGUCAAGAAAGCAAGACAAGCCACUACCGCCAAGCAACCUGCAAAACCAAAGGAACCCACUCCCAUUAAAAAGAUCAUACAGCUUUACGAUAAAGGUAGUUCCGAAAGUGAAUCAAACAAAGAGUCGACUAAUAGUGCUAAAAUAAUCGUGGCGCCGAAUUUGUUGCAGAAGCAGGAAAAACAGAAUUCUAUGUUCGGAGGCCUUGUUCAUCUUUAA
Molecule: messenger RNA, 919 nt
Organism: Cylicocyclus nassatus
Lineage: Eukaryota; Metazoa; Nematoda; Chromadorea; Rhabditida; Strongylidae
Source: the annotation of a GenBank genome assembly